Molecule: messenger RNA, 723 nt
Organism: Microbotryum saponariae
Lineage: Eukaryota; Fungi; Basidiomycota; Microbotryomycetes; Microbotryales; Microbotryaceae
Source: the annotation of a GenBank genome assembly
AUGUCCGAACCCGCAGCCCACGAGACCGACGAGACCCCUCCCACUUCCACCACCCACGAGGCCCUAACCAACACCCUCCGACCGUUGACCGACGUGUUCCUGACCGUCCGCAUCAUCAAAUCCUUCACCUACCGAACCACCAAGAACCUGCUCCUCCCUCACAUCGAUGCUACAACGAUGACCGUCGGAGGGUUGAAGGAGCUGUGUCGCGCGCAGGUGUUGGUCGCAACGGGUUUCAAACCUUUCCGGACGACGGUGUUGGGUGAGUUUGGUUGGCUUGGGCUUGAACGGUGCGGCGGGGAUUCUUGGCCGGUAUAUGCUGAUGGCCUGAGCUUUCCUGGUUUGUAGACACACUCAAACUUUACACCGUAGCUCAUGGAUCCAAAGUCAGUCCCAUUCCACCGAGCCCACGUCGCAAGUCGGCGUCGACACACCCCUUUCGUCGAAAGCUGACUGAACUUCGAGUUCACCCUCGAACUCCUUCAGACGACGAAUCUCAUCAUCAACUUUGAUAACGACGAAGACUGGAUCCUCAACGACGAUUCCGCCACAUUGGCUUCGAUCGGGAUAGGUCCGUCUCAACCGCAGCAAAACUUGCUCAUGGUUGAUCGCUGACACGUCUUGGUUUCGUUGCGAAUCGAAACAGAGAACGAAGCCGAAAUCAGUUUCUUCAAUCGCGAGCUGUACGAAGCGUUCAAGAAGGACCCGACUCAAAGCUGGUGA